GGAUUUAACACAGAAGCUCACCAUUAUUGUACUGAAUGCACAAAAUAUUACUGCCAAAACUGUGUUUCAAAACAUAGCGAAUUAUAUCAGAAGCAUGCGAUGCUCGGCCGGAAGGACGUGAAGGAAUGGGAGGCUGCUCCAGGUGUGGUGGACGCCCUGGAGAGAUGCGAGUUGCACCCCGGGGAGGCCCUGAAGCUGGAAUGUGGUGACCAUGACCAGUUGUGUUGUCCUGUGUGCGUCGUCUUUGACCACAGACAUUGCUCCAAAAUCCAUCUCAUUCUAGAUGUAGCAAAAGGUUUUCAGAGAAAUAUUGAGUUUCAACAAAUUCCAAAGAAGAUAGUUGAACUUGAAAAGCAAUUCGAGCUGAUGAAAGAAGCAAGAAUGGAGAAUACGACAUCUCUGAAAAAGACGCGGGCAGCCAUUUCUGAUGAAUUAAAAACCAUACGUAAAAAGAUCAACGAAAUCCUUGACAAGAUUGAGAAGGCAACUUUACAGGACGGAAUAAUACCUAAAUUUGAAAAAAAAAUAUAG
Molecule: messenger RNA, 531 nt
Organism: Mya arenaria
Lineage: Eukaryota; Metazoa; Mollusca; Bivalvia; Myida; Myidae
Exons: 2
Coding region: 100-531 (143 amino acids)
Source: RefSeq, a predicted model, not a curated record